AUGGACAACUUUGAGAAAAUGACCCCCGGCUUCUUUAGCACUCCCGGACGUAAAAUGUUCGGUAUCGUCUUCGGCGUCGGCGCAGUCACACUAGGCACCAUGUACACAAUUAUCAACCGGACCCGCCACGAGGAGGGAAAUAUUGCCAAUCAUCGUGAGCAGCCCCACUAUAACCACUGA
This is a messenger RNA of Coprinopsis cinerea okayama7#130, 180 nucleotides long. RefSeq lists its product as hypothetical. The record is from RefSeq and is a predicted model, not a curated record. Lineage: Eukaryota; Fungi; Basidiomycota; Agaricomycetes; Agaricales; Psathyrellaceae. The transcript is spliced from 2 exons. Bases 1 to 180 code for a protein of 59 amino acids.